AUCGAACUGCCAACAGAAAAUGCCCGAGAAGGGUCGCCCGACGCCGUCUGGAUCCUCCACGUCGAUGGGUCAGUACGAAGCAUUGAUAGCAGGACUUAGGUUGGCUCGGGGACUUAAGAUCAACAAGCUGCGGGCCUUUUACGACUCCCAGCUCGUGGCCAAUCAAUUCAAUGGAGAAUACACGGCUCGUGAUGAACGAAUGGAAGCAUACCUUGCUCUCACACAAGACUUGGCGAAACAAUUCGAAGAGUUCGAGUUAACCAGGAUCCCGCGAGGCGAAAACACGUCGACCGAUGCCUUAGCAGCUCUAGCCUCAACUUCCGACACAAAUCUGAAGAGAAUCAUACCGGUUGAGUUCAUCGAAAAACCGAGCAUUGAAGACAGUAGCAAGGAUCAAGUUCUAACAGCUCGAGAGACAGAAGAACUAGAAGAAAUGGACAUCGAACUGCAGGAUCAGCAAAAUCUCGUUGCAACCGAGCCUGAAUACGGGAGCGACGCCAAAUGGAUCGGAGCCAUCCGAAGUUAUAUUGCGGAUGGAGAAGUUCCUGCUGAAAAAUGGGCAGCUCGGAAGCUUAAGGCGAAAGCGGCGCGGUAUACCCUGAUCGACGGAGAACUCUUCAAAUGGCGAUUCUCCGGACCUCUCCUUGUUUGUGUCGAAGGAAACGAAGCUCGGAGAGUCAUGGAAGAAGUACACGGCGGAUCUUGUGGAAACCACUCCGGCGGAAGAGCCCUAGCCAUAAAGAUCAAACGCCACGGAUAUUUUUGGCCGACGAUGGUCAAAGACUGCGAGAAAUUUUCUCAACGAUGCGACAAAUGCCAGAGACACGCACCAACCAUUCAUCAACCCGCCGAGCUCCUCUCUUCCAUCACCUCGCCUUACCCCUUCAUGCGCUGGUCCAUGGAUAUUAUCGGACCUUUACACGACUCCAAACAGAAGAAACUCGUCCUCGUUCUAACAGACUAUUUCUCCAAAUGGAUCGAGGCGGACUCCUAUGCCAGCAUCAAAGACGCACAGGUCGAGAACUUCGUCUGGAAGAACAUCAUAUGCCGCCACGGGAUACCUUACGAGAUCGUUACAGACAACGGUUCACAGUUUAUUUCGGCUCGAUUCGAAGGAUUCUGCGAAAGAUGGGGAAUUCGCCUUAGCAAGUCUACACCCCGGUAUCCUCAGGGAAACGGACAGGCCGAAGCAGCAAACAAAACGAUUCUCGACGGAAUAAAAAAGCGCCUCGACGCGAAGAAAGGCCGCUGGGCCGACGAAUUGGAAGGAGUACUAUGGUCGCACAGAACAACGCCGCGGCGCGCUACGGGAGAAACGCCUUUCGCUCUCGUUUAUGGUACGGAGUGUGUCAUUCCCACCGAAGCCGAGAUCCCGGGGCUAAGGAGACGUUUGCUCCCCGAGCAGGAAAAUUCCAACACUCAGAUGAUGCUGGACGAGCUGGACUUAAUCGACGAAAGAAGAGAUUCGGCCUUGGUCCGAAUGCAGAACUAUCAGAAUGCUACAGCUCGGUACUACAAUUCUCACGUGAAGCAUCGCCGCUUCCACGAAGGAGAUCUCGUGCUACGCAAAGUUUUCCAGAAUACCGCCGAACAGAACGCGGGUAAGCUCGGCACGAAUUGGGAAGGACCUUACACGAUCGCAAAGGUGAUCCGUCCCGGCGUCUACGAACUCGUCAACAUGAACGGCAAAGCGGUUUUCAAUUCAAAUCCACCUCAACAUCUUUCCCAAAAUACAUCUCGGGAACUUUUACGGUCUUCUUAUCGACCCGCAAAGCCGACAGUUCGUUCGGACGAUGGCCACGUCCACGAACAGAAAGCUCAUUUCACCACUUCGGUUACAGCGCGCUAUAUAAGCAUUCAAGACAAUUCGGUCGGAGAUAUCUUACCACAAAGAAAUUGUCUUCAGAAAACCCAGUCAACCUCAACACUGGUGCCCCAGUCCGCUCCUAAGCACUGGUAUCGACUAUAUCAGCUCGGGUCGCAACCGAUAAAGAUUAGUCUCACAAAACCCAGUUACCUUAACACUGGUACGCUACUCAUCGUCACGGUUCGGAGAUUAACUUCUAUCGAAACCCAAUAACAUUGACGUUGGCGCAUAUUUCGUUUUCUCGGCUCGGAGGUUAAAACGUUUGAAAUUAAUUUCUCAAUGAGCAAGUCAUAAACCCAGUUAACUUGA
Molecule: messenger RNA, 2176 nt
Organism: Arabidopsis arenosa
Lineage: Eukaryota; Viridiplantae; Streptophyta; Magnoliopsida; Brassicales; Brassicaceae
Source: the annotation of a GenBank genome assembly